AUGGCGGCUCCGCGGUGGUUCAGCCUGGCCGAGGUGCGGGCCCGCUGCGCUCAGGGAGCCUGCCUGGUCCGCUGCCACCGCCGCCUCUACGACCUGAGCGGUUUCGUGCGGUUGCACCCGGGCGGGGAGCAGCUGCUGCGGCGCCGGGCGGGCACCGACGUGAGCGCCGCGCUGGACGGGCCGCCCCACCGGCACUCGGCCAACGCCCGCCGCUGGCUGGAGCAGUACUACCUGGGGGAGAUGGAGCCCACCGAACCGCUGAGUCCUCCCGAGCCCGCCGAUGAGGAAGAGGAGGAUGUCUCAGCCCACCCGAGGCCGAUGGAUCCCCGCUGUAAACCAGUGGAUGAGGAGAAGGACCUGGUGGACUGGAAGAAGCCCUUGCUGUGGCAGGUGGGCUACCUGGGGGAGAAGUACGACGAGUGGGUGCACCAGCCCGUGGACCGGCCCAUCCGCCUCUUCCACUCCAAUCUCCUGGAGUCCCUCUCCAAGACAGCUUGGUACGUAGUGUUCAUGGUGUGGACCCCCGUGGUGCUCUAUCUCAGCUGGGUCAGCUACACCUCCCUCGCCCAGGGCAACACCCGGCUCUUCUCCUCCUUCACCACAGAGUACUCCAUCCCCGUCCACCACUACUACUUCCCCUUCAUCUUCCUCCUGGGGAUGUUCCUGUGGUCCCUGCUAGAGUACCUCAUCCAUCGCUUUGUCUUCCACAUGAAGCCACCCGCUAGCAACUACUAUCUCAUCACCCUGCACUUCUUGCUGCACGGGCAGCACCACAAGUCUCCCUUCGACAGCUCCCGCCUGGUCUUCCCGCCCGUGCCGGCCUCGCUGGUGAUCGGCUUCUUCUACGGCCUCUUGCGGCUGGUGCUGCCGGAGGUGCUGGGGCUCUCGGUGUUCGUCGGGGGGCUCUGCGGCUACGUCGUCUACGACAUGACCCACUAUUACCUGCACUACGGCUCUCCCAAGAAAGGCACCUACCUGUACGGCCUGAAGGCUUAUCACGUCAAGCACCACUUCGAACACCAAAAAUCAGGCUUUGGCAUCAGCACCCGCUUCUGGGAUCACCCCUUCCGGACACUCAUCCCUGAGGAGACCUUUGAGAAAGAGGAGUGAUGGCCCCAUCCUGGCACCUGGCUCCAUCCCUUCCCAGGCUGGGGCUGGCAUCCCUGCCCAGCCCUUGGCCAGGCUGGCCGACCCCCUGCAUCCCUCUCGGGGGCUGUGCCACAGCAGCGGAGCAUCCUAGUGGUGUCCUGUGGUCCAGCUGUGGCACAACCAAAGGCGAUGGGGUGGGUGAGGAUACAGGGAAAGGUGAAGAGGAGGUUGGGGGGCUCCUGCCCCUUCCUUGCUGCCCUUCCGCUCCAGGUCAUGGAUGCACGGGCAGAUCUGCUGCCUGAGAGAUGAAGUGCCUGAUGCCAACCUCCCUCCUCUGCCCUGGCACCUCUCUGGAGCCCCCCAAGCCCUGCCAGGGUGUCCCCUCCCUGGGACAUCCCACAGGUUGCAGUUAACCCCAUCACCCUAACUCCUGCCCAGGAGCCUCCGUAGCCCGAGUCCUUCUCCUGGCUCCAUCCCAGCACAGACUUUUCUUGGCCCAGGGCAUCCCUCAGGUUUGGAUGUUGCCUUUUUCUAACCAGUGCACCCGUGUCUCUCUGCCAGAUUUAUCCAGGUCAUGGUUUGAGGUAGACAUUGACUACCUGAAACUCAAACUCCAAGAACAGAAAUGCUACAAGAUGCCUUGAUUUUCUUUUUUUGUUUUGUUCUUUUUUUGGCUGAUCCUAUGAUUUUUUUUUUUUUCUAGUGUUUACUGCAGAUAUUUAAAAGUUUGGAAUAAAGUUAUAUAUAAAACUGUAGACACUACAAUUGUAAAUAAACUGUAUAUUUUGAAAAAUAAAGCCUUUCAAAAAGGGUCUGGGAAACACUU
Apus apus (common swift) is the source of this 1915-nucleotide messenger RNA. RefSeq names its product fatty acid 2-hydroxylase (gene FA2H). Gene Ontology annotation, biological process: lipid biosynthetic process; fatty acid metabolic process. The record is from RefSeq and is a predicted model, not a curated record. The transcript is spliced from 7 exons. Gene Ontology annotation, cellular component: endoplasmic reticulum; membrane. Lineage: Eukaryota; Metazoa; Chordata; Aves; Apodiformes; Apodidae. The coding region runs from base 1 to 1110 and encodes 369 amino acids. Gene Ontology annotation, molecular function: heme binding; iron ion binding; fatty acid 2-hydroxylase activity.